AAGCAUUUUGAUAGACGAUCCGUUUUUCUUGCGAAACACUACCCCCUUUAGCAACAACCGACUAUUUCCUCGAUCCGCAAACACAUCGUGAACCUAAUUGGCAUGGCGGAUAUUCGUUCUUUCUUCGGGCCUAAGGGUGGUGCCGCAGCACCUUCGAAACCAGCACCGAAGAAAGCUAAAGCGGAAGACGAAUCUACUAAGAGACGUAACAAAGUACGAAAGGUCGUAGAGGACAGUGAUGAGGAUGAAGAUGUAGUUGAGACGAAGAAACUAGCUACUAGAUCUACCCCAAGAAAGAAGGCAGCUGUUGGCGACGAGAAGGUUCAGGGGACUGCUACAACAGCAAGUGAAUACUUUGCUUCAACCAAGUCUAAAAAUCAACCAGCUGCGAAGCCCGAAACCAAGUCACAGCCGAAACCCAAAGUUGAAGUACGGUCUAGUCCUAGGCACAAGAAAACUGUCAUCAACGAAGCUGCGACCACGAGCAAGAACGAUGAAACCCAACCAAAGAAGCGUUCUUCGACUAAGCCCAAGCGACAAGACCCUGAAGAUGAGGACGAUGCUUUCGUAGACGAAGACGAAGACGCCGGGGACGACAUUUUCGCCGCGGAUGCAAGGGGUCGUAAUAAAAGAAAAAAUGACGAUUACGUCGAGGAGGAUAGUGAAGAAGAUUUUCUUCCGAAGCCCAAGAGAAUUGCUUCUCGUAGCAAACCAACCAACCGAGAUGAAAAACCAAUUACAUCGAAGCCUGUAAAAAGUGGUGCAGCUUCUGCUUCGGCCAAGAAAAGAAAGACACCAGAUGCGGCAUCUAGCGAAGAGGAUGACGAGGAUGAACCCCCGUCCCGUAAGAAGCCAGCAGCGAAGAAACCUAGAGCCCCGAGAACAAAGAAGGCAGAAGAAACAGAAUCCACAGAGAUUCAAGCAAUCUUGGAUGACAUCCCCAUGGUUAGACCACCAACACCGCCGGCCAAAGACCCAGACGCCAAGUUUGACUGGAGAAAGGCGGGGGGAGGAAAUUCUGGCCCGGCACCCAACCCUACUGCCGAACUGCCUGAAGGAGAAGAAGACUGUCUUGCUGGUCUGACCUUUGUUUUUACUGGCCAAUUAUCUACUAUUGCACGUGAGGAUGCCCAGGCCCUGGUGAAGCGAUAUGGAGGGAAAAUCACCGGUGCUCCAAGCAGCAAAACUAGCUAUGUGGUUCUAGGUGAAGAUGCCGGACCUAGCAAACUUGCUAAGAUUCGCCAGUAUGGUACGAAGACUAUUAACGAAGAGGGCUUAUUUGAACUGAUUCGUCGCCUACCUCCUGGCGGCGGUUCCGGAAAGGGUGCCGAGAAGCUCCGAGAAAAACGAAAAUUGGAAGAGGAAAAAGCUAAACAACAAGCGGCGGAGAUGGAACAAGAAGAAAAAAGACGAAAGGUAGAAGCAGAGAAAGUACGAAAGGCAGCCGUCGCACGUGGUGCUGGUGGCGCUGCUCAGACCCCUCCGGCCCCCCUUUCUCAACUCUGGACGGUGAAGUAUGCUCCAACUCAACCAAGCCACAUCUGUGGCAAUAAGGCAGCCGUCGAGAAAAUCCAGAACUGGCUAAAAAACUGGCCUAAGCAUCGUAAAUACAACUUCCAAAAGCGAGGCGCGGAUGGUAUGGGUGGUGCCCGUGCUAUCAUCGUCUCUGGGCCUCCGGGCAUUGGCAAAACAACCGCAGCGCAUCUUGCUGCCAAGCUCGAAGGUUACGACGUCUUAGAGAGCAACGCCAGCGACACGCGUAGCAAAAAGCUCGUGGAAUCAGGUGUCAGCGAGGUUAUGAACAAUACAUCCCUGCUUGGUUUCUUUGCUGGGGAUGGAAAGAAGGUCGAUAGGGAAAAGAAGAACAUCGUCCUUGUCAUGGAUGAAGUCGAUGGAAUGUCGGCUGGCGACCGUGGAGGCGUGGGUGCCCUUGCAAAAUUCUGCAAAAAGACCGAAGUGCCCCUUAUUUUGAUCUGCAACGAGCGAAAGUUGCCGAAAAUGAAACCCUUCGAUUUUGUGGCCUUCGACGUCAAGUUCCAGCGACCAACAGUUGACCAGAUCCGCUCUCGAAUGAUGACCAUUUGCCAUCGUGAAGGGCUGAAGCUGUCUCCGCAAGUGCUCGACGCCCUUGUCGAAGGUAGCAAUCGGGAUAUCAGGCAGAUCAUCAACAUGUUAUCCACAGUCAAGCUGGACCAGUCGUCGAUGGACUUUAGCCAGAGCAAAAAUAUGUCAAAGGCCUGGGAGAAGUCGAUUGUGCUAAAACCGUGGGAUAUCUGCCAGAAGAUGCUCGGCGGCGGUCUCUUCUCUCCGGCUAGCAAGGCUACGCUCAAUGAUAAGAUUGAGCUCUAUUUCAACGACCAUGAAUUCAGCUAUUUGAUGAUACAAGAGAACUACCUUCGAACGAAACCAGCCGUCCUGAACCUGAACCAAUACAAUAAACGUGAGCAAAACCUGAAGGCCCUAGAAAUGGUCGAUAAGGCGGCAGAGAGUAUCAGCGAUGGUGACCUUGUAGACCGGAUGAUUCACGGCCCACAGCAACACUGGAGUUUGAUGCCCACUCACGCGGUCUUCAGCACGGUUCGGCCGGCUAGCUUCGUAGCUGGCCAGCUGAUAGGAUCGAACUUCACCUCCUGGCUUGGCAACAACAGUAAAUAUGGAAAGCUGGGUAGAUAUAUCCGCGAAAUUCAUUCACACAUGCGACUUAGGUCCUCUGGCGACCAUCACGAGAUUCGUCAGCAAUACCUACCGGUACUCUGGACACGGCUCAUAAAAAGACUCGCCGAUGAAGGCAAGGAGUCCGUCGAAGAGGUUAUCAAUCUUAUGGAUAGCUACUUUCUCACUAGAGAAGACUUCGAUUCUAUCAAAGAACUCGGCGUCGGUCCUCAAGACGAAGAACACGUCGCCAUUGAUACACAGACCAAGGCUACUUUUACAAGAUUGUACAACGUAAUGUCCCAUCCAAUUCCCUUCAUGAAGGCUAGCAGCGUGGUGGCUCCGAAUAAGGUCGCCAAAGACAAGCCAGAUCUCGAGGAAGCAAUGGAUGAUGAAGACGAUGGUGCGGAGAUAGUCGAAGCUGCUGAAGCUGCGGAUGACGACGAUGUUGAUAUCGAGAAGGACAAAUAUAUCAAAAAGCCAAAGGCAAAGAAGGCUGGAAAGAAAGCUGCUAAGGCCGAUGACGACGAAGAGGAAAAGCCAGCAAAAGGGCGUAAGGGUAGGGCUACUGGAGGAAAAGGCAAGGCAAAAAAGUGAGAACCCUACCGCAUAUUAACAUUUAACAAUGUCAUGCUUUGCUAUCAAUAUUUGCUAGACCUUGGAUGAGCAAACUUAUAGUGGACGAUAAAGACGAUAAUACACCGAUGUUUUCAAGUUCAUGAAUAUUAUGAAUUAGGGAGUAAGGGGCCCCCAUAACUUCCCUUCAGUACAUUGAUUAUUCUAUGCUAUAUCUAUACAUAUGUUCUUUAUAUAUACUGGUUAUCACAUUCUACGAGCCGUAUUAUUUCUUAAGGGGA
Messenger RNA from Annulohypoxylon truncatum, 3509 nucleotides. RefSeq names its product replication factor RFC1 C terminal domain-containing protein. The record is from RefSeq and is a predicted model, not a curated record. The transcript is spliced from 5 exons. Gene Ontology annotation, cellular component: nucleus; DNA replication factor C complex. NCBI's taxonomy places the organism in Eukaryota, Fungi, Ascomycota, Sordariomycetes, Xylariales, Hypoxylaceae. Gene Ontology annotation, molecular function: ATP binding; DNA clamp loader activity; ATP hydrolysis activity. Bases 103 to 3249 code for a protein of 1048 amino acids. Gene Ontology annotation, biological process: DNA replication; DNA repair.